This is a messenger RNA of Acaromyces ingoldii, 1082 nucleotides long. Its product is annotated as NAD(P)-binding protein. The transcript has 2 exons. Lineage: Eukaryota; Fungi; Basidiomycota; Exobasidiomycetes; Exobasidiales; Cryptobasidiaceae. The record is from RefSeq and is a predicted model, not a curated record. The coding region runs from base 186 to 1022 and encodes 278 amino acids.
CAAAGACGCGGACUUAAGGCGUAAAGCCACACGCACACGAGACAGGAAGACCGACGCUGUCAUUCGAUUCGCACGAAGAAGCUCCACCGCUUACAGUUUCGGAACAGACUCGCUGGGGAUAUUUAAAGGGAUGGCACUGCAGCAAUAGCGGCCUCUCAAGCACCAACAGCCCCCUCCCCAUCAGCAUGUCCUCGCACUUUACUUCGUUUGCCGUCGCCGGUGGCACGGGCCAGAUCGGCAAGAACAUCGCCGCCUCGCUGCUGUCGCACGGCCUCCGCGUCGUCGUCCUCACCCGGUCUUCGUCGAGCAAGGUGGCCGAGGGCGCCGAGGCGCGCGUCGUCGCAUCGUACGACGACGUCGACACGCUCGCCAAGGCCCUCCAAGGCGUCGAGGUCGUCAUCAACGCCCUCGGUCAGGAGUCGCUUGCGGGCGAGUCGGGCAGCAACCUUGCGCGUGCGGCCAAGAAGGCCGGCGCCGAGCUCGUCCUGGCCAACCACUGGGGUGUGGACCUCGAAGCAAUCAAAAAGGGCAGCACGGGGGUGCACCCGUUCCUCCUGGGCAAGCUCGCGUUCCCGAGCUUUGUCAAUGAGCUUGGCCUCGCCUACCUGCAGAUUCACAUCGGCCUUCUGACCUCAGUCUUUCCCCUUCUGACCUCGGUCGACAGCGAGAAAAAGACGGCGACGAUCGUCGGCCCCGGCGACACAAAAUUCACAAUCACAUCCGAGGAGGACGUGGGCCGGUUCGUGGGCGACGCCUUUGCCAAGCUGCCCAAGAAAGACCUGUUGAACCAGACGCUGGGCGUGUCAGGCCGCGUUGCCACGCUCAACGAGCUCCUCGCGGGGUACAGUAUCACCCACGUCGAUCCAAAGGAGGCCCUCGAGCAGAGCAGGGAUGUUGCGGGGCUCGGUGUCAAGAGCUUCUUCACCUGGCUGCUUCUUAUCAUUCACACGGGCGAGUCGCUCAUCAAGCCGGACAACACGAGCGUGGGCUUCGUCUCCAAGGACACGGCCGUCCACCUCUGAAGGCGACAUCUGGCGAACAAUCGCCUGCAAGAAGAGUCGUAGGACAACACACCUGCAGGA